GCGCAGGUAGCGUGAUGCUGGCGCCGCGCCACCACCAGACGCACGUCGCCGCCGCCGCCGCUGCGGCCGCCGCCGUCUCCAGGACGACGCAGUACAAGAAGGUGACGAAGCCACUGCUGGAACGUAAGAGAAGGGCUAGAAUCAACAGGUGCCUGGACGAGUUGAAGGAGCUUAUGAUGGGUGCUUUGGAGGCGGAGGGCGAGAACGUGAGCAAGCUGGAGAAGGCGGACAUCCUGGAGCUGACGGUGCGCCACCUGCAGCGGCUGUCGCAGGCGGAGGGCGGUGGCUCCUGCUGGCAGUCCCCUCGCUUCCAGGCGGGGUUCAGCCAGUGCGCGACGGAGGCGUGCCAGUUCCUGGUGUCGCUGCCCGGGCUGGACGCGCGGCUGUCGGCGCGGCUGGUGUCGCACCUGUCGCGUUGCGCGCCGCCCACCGCCGUCCCCGCCGCCCCCACCGCCCCCCUGAGCGUACAGGUGCCGGCGCCGCCACGUUCCGGUGCCUUCUCGCCGCCCGUGUCUCCCUGCGCGCUCACAGCACCCUCCUCCGCCGUCGCCGCCCCCACUGCCGACCACCGACCCUCCGACCACUACGCGGCCGCCCCCGAGACUGCGUCGCCUCCGCCGCCUACCGCGGCUGCAGCCUCCCCGGCGUCGCUGUCCUCCACCCCCAGCGCCAGCGACUUGGCCAAGCCGGUGGCCGGACUGCUGAUGACGGUGCCCGAAGCGACGCACCAGCCGCCGGGAAGCAUGUGGAGGCCCUGGUGAGCGACGCUGCCACUCGUGGACCUUCUCUGCCUCUCACCAGGGAUGUGCCUUUGAGGCUUGUAAACAUGUCGUCAUUAGAUUCACCUGGAUGUGCAAGCUAGGGUGAAUUCCAGCUGUUAAAGACGUCCGCAGCGAAUUCGCCGAGACAUAAACAGUGUCGGCUGUUCUGACAAUGAUGCAAACGUUUUAAAUUUCUUGUUAUGCAACUGACAUCUUAUACAGGGUGAAUCAAAAGUCCGUUAACAUUUCGAAAAUGAAUAUUUCACGGAAUAAUUUUGUCAGAGAGAUAAAAUCUACAUCCACAUCUACAUCUAUACUCCGCUAGCCACCAAGCUGUGUCUGGCGGAGAGUACAAUUCGCGCCAAAGUCAUAUUCCGCACCCCCCCCCCCCCUUCCCCGCACCCCCUGUUCCACUCAUGGAUCGAGUGAGGGAAAAACGACUGCCUGAACACCUCAGUACGAGCUCUAAUUUCCCUUAUCUUUGAAUGGUGAUCAUUGCGCGAUUUGAAAGUUGGAGGUAAUAAUAUAUGCUCUACAUCCUCGGCGAAGAUGGGAUUUCGGAAUUUAGUGAGCAGCCCCUUCCGUUUAGCGCGUCGUCUAUCGGCAAGUGUGUCCUACCUCAAACUUCCUGUGAGAUAUGUAACACUCUCGCGAUGGCUAAAUGUACCAGUCACGAAUCUUGCCAUUCUUCUUUGGACCUUCUCACUUUCUUGAAUCAGAUCCAACUGGUAAGGGUCCCAUACAGACGAACAAUACUCUGGACGAACUAACGUACAGUAAGCAAUUUCGUUUGUUGGUAGGCUGCAUCGCUUCAGGAUUCUACCAAUAAACCGCAAUCUAGAGUUCGCCUUGCCCGUGACCACUUGCUUGAAAUGACACGGGGUUUUAUUGAACCAAAGUAGUACACGACGUGACCAACAGAUGGCGCUUCAAAUGAUACAAAAGCAAAAAUUAACACAACGAUUUUUAGAAAAGACAAUGUUCCUUAUAACGAGUGGUCAAUUUGUCGGCCACGCUCAUCAGCAAUACUCGUAGUCGAGGGUCAAUGUCGUCAUAGCGCCGUACAGCAUGGAAAUAAGUACCGGAGGAUGUAGUCUUUCGGCAUCGCUAACGAGGUCAGACGAUUGCGGUAGACUUAUGAGUUCAGGCAAUCAAUAAUUACACAGAUUGACGUCUGGCGACUUGGGUGGCCAAACAUGAAGGAACUGGUGGGAAGCACACCAUCCUCACCAAACGAUGUCCGCGAGAGAUCUCUCACAAUAUGGGGCGUAGCGCCAUGUCACAUAAAAGUCGUACCUUUCAGCAGGUGUUUAUCUGCCAGGCCUGCUAGGCCAGGAGUGAUGCGAUUAUAUAUCGAUGUAUCUAGCACCUACCGCGCAUCACUGACAUUUGCUGUCCAGUGCCAUCUGUUAACCGUUUUUGCACUCGUUUUUGGUUUCAAUGAAACCCCGUGUCAUUUCAGGUAUAUGUUUCAAGUUUUACCUUUCUACCAACAUUAUUCCGUGAAUUAGUAUAUUUUCAAAUAUUAAGACUUUUGGGUCACAUUGUAAUUUAACAAAGGUCAGUAACCUGUAAAAAAAACUAUUAUGGUACAGAAAAACUCCGUGUUCCUAGAUAAACAUACCGAAAACAAUGCCUGAAGCAUGACACAUCACAUAUAUAGGGUGUUCUCCUUGUUACGACCACCAUUUAACUACCAAUGCAGUUGUGACACAUCUUACCAGCAACUGCGAAUACCCACAGUCGGAGGUGGUAUGAGCAUCAUGAAGAUAGAGAUUUAUAAGUGUUCCCAUCUUGAAACUUAUUUUGUACCCAUAGGGUAAAUUUCCAAACAUGGGUUCCUUAUCAACAUUUUGUUUACUACUUCCCCUCUACAACCUCUAGGCAUAACGUAACACCCUCCACAGCCCCUCUAUUUGACCUUUACGCCAAGUGAGGUGGCAAAGUGAAUCAGUACUAUUCAUCCAUGAACAAAAAGUAGUGUUCAUUCAUGGCAGCAUGUGCAUAACGAUCGUAAAGUUUUUUUAUUAUUUUCAUGGCAGUGAAUGUUAUUGAGAUAGAUGCAGUAGAAAUACAGAAGUCUCUACAAGACUAUAUACGUGUUUUUGUGGAGUACACACUAUUAUUUUUCUAGAGAUCAUCGAUGGUGGUAAUCACACUGACCAUACUAAAUACCACAAGAAAGAUUUAAUUUUCGUUGAUGUGAGAGAAUUCCUUACAAACUUCGUGCGACUCUGAAUAUCUUGGAAUAAUAUAGAGUGAGUUCAUAAAUCCUUUGGUUUUGGUAAUAUCUUGCUCCAAGUUUUUUGUUACAGUUUACUCGAUGCAUCAGCUUCCUUACUAGUAGUAUAGGACGUGAGAUAACUGCUCUAACUUCUGCAGAAAGUAAAAUGCAGGCUUGCACACUUGUAUAUCUCUCUGAAACGAAACUUUCACUUUAUCUAAUUUAGAUGUAAUUACGACAUCAACGAACUAAAGCCAUAUUUUGUGAUCCUUAUUAUUAGAUUGUGUCCCUAAUUAAUGUUUGUUACUAUGUGGCAAAUAAGAUUCCGAAAUUGCAGAAAUAUUCAAAUGAAAAGUUCUAUAGUUAAGGUGUUAAAGUUAUCUUAUUUUAAAGUUAAUAUUUUCUACAGUUGUAUAUAUCUAUAUAAUAACAAAGCAUUGUAUAAGAAAUAUCAUUAACAGGUAAAGAUAUAUUUUUAUAAAAUUUGAUUGUAAAUCUGAUAUCUAUGUUUUAGCUUAAAGUUUAUUAAAUACUCAGCAUUUACGUGAUCUCAUAUAAACUAUUGAAAAACCUGAGGAUGUUUCUGAAUUUUAAUAGUGACAGAUGUUACAACUGUUACUUUUUAUUUAUUUGCAUAUGUUGAAAAUCUCUAUCUCUCAAAACAAUUAUUACAUAGUUUGUAUUAACUGGUUGUUGUUAGAGAAAGAUAAAGAGGGUAAAUUAUAGUUAAGUAAUGUUUUAAAGUUAUUGUUAUACAGAAUUUGACUGAUUGUAGGUUAAGUGUAUUAAAAUUUUGUAUCAAUAAUAAUUUUCUGCCUGCAA
Molecule: messenger RNA, 3807 nt
Organism: Schistocerca piceifrons (Central American locust)
Lineage: Eukaryota; Metazoa; Arthropoda; Insecta; Orthoptera; Acrididae
Product: enhancer of split mgamma protein-like
Exons: 4
Coding region: 15-761 (248 amino acids)
Biological process (GO): regulation of neurogenesis; regulation of transcription by RNA polymerase II; anterior/posterior pattern specification
Cellular component (GO): nucleus
Molecular function (GO): protein dimerization activity; DNA-binding transcription factor activity, RNA polymerase II-specific; RNA polymerase II cis-regulatory region sequence-specific DNA binding
Source: RefSeq, a predicted model, not a curated record